UCUACACACACAAAGAUACAUCAAAAGAGCUACCAAACCUCAACAAAUCUCAUUCCAGACAAAACUUCUCCAAGAAUGGAAACCAGCAAGGUCAUAUCUACUGACAAAGCUACAGUUAUCAUACAAGUAAAUCCACACGAGGUGAAAGACAGUGUUAUUUUUGUUGAUGGACAGGAGGCCAGAAGAACAAAACACAAUAGUCUUACAGAAUUUUUCAAAGCACAACCAAAGGAACUAGGGAUUUUCCAGAUUAUAAUUGGAGCUAUGGUCUUCUUUACUGGUAUUGCACUCACCAUCACCAUCGGUUAUCCCAUUACUGUUAUCAGUAGUGGCAUCACCUACUGGGGAUCCUUCAUUUACAUCAGUGCUGGAUCUCUGUCUGUUGCUGCACAGAGAAAACUUAAUUCUUGUUUGGUGCAAGCCUCUCUUGGGUUGAAUGUGGUCAGUGCUGUAACUGCAGGGAUAUCAAUUCUUCUGAUGGGCAUACAAUUAGAAGAAACAUCAUUGGAUUAUCCAGCAGAGGUGGUUAGUAACAAGAGUUUUGUUUUGUGGAUUGUUGGAGUAAUGCUGGUGUUCACCAUUCCUCAGUUCAUCAUCUCCAUCUUUAUCUCAGCAUUUGCCUGCAAAGCCACCAGCAACAUCCAUUCUACAGUGGUCAAUGUGGCACUUAAAUGAUUUAAUGGUGGUGAUGCUAUUACAAGCCACAACCAAAGUUAAAGCUAGUAGAUUGUAAAAGAAAUAUAAAUAACCUACAGUAUAACCUGAUCACAGCAUACAGCUUUAUUGUAAACUACAGAAUUUUUCAUACUUUUGGACUACUUAAUUAGGUUGAGGUGGGUUUCUCUCAGCCUAUAAAAAUAUGGUGUUUCAGGUGUGUGGCUCUUGCUAGCAGAAUUAAAACUGAUAAUGAUUCUGACUGAGUCUCAUUUGUAACUAACAUGUCUGUUAUAUUAUUUUAUGUUUGACAUGCAUCAAAGAUUGUACUGUAUCUGUUAACCAGGAUGGUAUAUAUAUCUUGCAUUUGUAGUUUAGCCUUUUGUGAUUCAGUGAAAUCGAAAGCAGUCAUUUCAACUAACAAAGCUACAGUUGUCAUCCAAGUAAAUCCACAGAUUUGUCAUGAUGGACAGCAGGCCAGAGGAACAAAACACAAUACGGCUCUUAUAGAAUUUUUCAAAGAACAAAACAAAGGCACUGCGGAUGAAUCAUUUAAUGAUGAAUUAAAAUUGUGUGUGAUUUUGGUUCUUUUUUUCUUCAUUUUCUUCUGUGAUAAAAUAAAAAACUCA
Messenger RNA from Sinocyclocheilus anshuiensis, 1283 nucleotides. RefSeq names its product membrane-spanning 4-domains subfamily A member 12-like. Gene Ontology annotation, cellular component: membrane. The coding region runs from base 76 to 675 and encodes 199 amino acids. The record is from RefSeq and is a predicted model, not a curated record. Lineage: Eukaryota; Metazoa; Chordata; Actinopteri; Cypriniformes; Cyprinidae. The transcript is spliced from 6 exons.